This is a messenger RNA of Suhomyces tanzawaensis NRRL Y-17324, 795 nucleotides long. It is a transcript of the gene RVS161, whose product is annotated as amphiphysin-like protein. The transcript has a single exon. NCBI's taxonomy places the organism in Eukaryota, Fungi, Ascomycota, Pichiomycetes, Serinales, Debaryomycetaceae. The record is from RefSeq and is a predicted model, not a curated record. Bases 1 to 795 code for a protein of 264 amino acids. Gene Ontology annotation, biological process: plasma membrane tubulation; endocytosis; actin cortical patch localization. Gene Ontology annotation, molecular function: protein binding; lipid binding. Gene Ontology annotation, cellular component: mating projection tip; actin cortical patch; medial cortex.
AUGUCUUGGGAAGGGUUCAAGAAAGCCAUUAACAGAGCAGGCGCAUCCGUCACCGUCAAGGACGUGGACAAGACCAUCGACAAGGAUUUCGAUGUGGAAGAAAGAAGAUACAAGACGUUGAAGACCGCUGGUGUCAACCUCCAGAAGUCAGCCAGAGGAUACUUGGACUCGUUGAGAUCGGUGACUGCGUCGCAGGUGACGAUUGCCGAGAUCGUGGGCAACUUGUAUGAGGAAGCCAAGCAGGGCCAGUCGAUAUACUCCAACGUGGGAAACGUGUACACCCAGUGUGUGAGGGAGUUUGAUGAGGAAACGGUGAAACAGAUGGACGGACCGUUCCGAGAGACCAUUCUCGACCCCAUCACCAAGUUCGCAGGGUACUUCAACGAGAUCGACGACGCCAUCAAGAAGCGGGCCCACAAGAAGGUGGACUACGACCUGUGCAAAGCCAAGGUGAGAAAGAUGAUCGACAAGCCUGCCAAAGACGCAGGCAAGUUGCCUCGUGCCGAGAAGGAGUUGGCCAUGGCUAAGGACAUCUACGACGAGUUGAACACCCAGUUGAAGGAGGAGUUGCCCCAGUUGAUUGCGUUGAGAGUGCCCUUCUACGACCCCUCGUUUGAGAGUUUGGUCAAGAUCCAGUUGCGGUUCUGUACCGAGGGCUACUCCCGGCUUGCGCAGGUCCAGCAGUACUUGGACCAGGCCUCGCGAGACGAGUAUGCUAACGGGUUGUUGGACGGGAAGAUCGACCAGUUGCUUGCGCAGAUGGGUACGUUGAGCAUAGCAUCUUUGGCCAAGUGA